GGUCCUUGGAUGUGCCUUAAAAUACUGCUCAAAGUGCGGAAUCGCACCCCUUUGAUCUUCAAAAUCGCGUAUUUUUGCUGUCAGCACUCAUUUGUGGCGCAUAUAUGCGAACAGUCAACCCACAGGAGAAAUGCAAUCAUCGUCUUAUUUGCACAAUAUCCAGGCUAUCAACCAUUCCUCUGCAGCAACAUCACAGACGACUUGAAAAUAUUCGUUCGAUUUCGAAAUCUCGCAGCCGUAUCGAACUACCUCAUAUUAAACAGCGUAUGUUCCUUUGUUUAGUGUGGGUCCGACCGUGCGAUGAGCUGACGAAAUAUGAUAUAAGGUAUUAUACGCAUCUGCAUCAAGCUGUGGGCGUCGGAUGCUCCCUUCUUAUCCUGGUCGACGUAUACUUUCUCAUUCGCAAUGUGGCGUUUCCGUUCACUCCGGCCCAACCCCACUCGAAACCGAUCCCAACAUCUGGUGUCUCUCCAGCGCAAACUCUGAGUAACCAAGCCUCCGAGCCUCCCGAAUCAUACGAGAAUCGAGACCAAGAUUGCGCUGGUGAUCAUAUACACUGAUUAUCGGUCACACAUGUGCCCAUUCAAGAGACGUCGUACAUAAGACUUCGAUUCAACACGUUUCAGCAGAUAUAACCCAAGUUUGGCCCCAUCGGUAUCACGACACAUGGUCCAAGAA
This is a messenger RNA of Suillus paluster, 678 nucleotides long. RefSeq lists its product as uncharacterized. The record is from RefSeq and is a predicted model, not a curated record. The coding region runs from base 105 to 560 and encodes 151 amino acids. Lineage: Eukaryota; Fungi; Basidiomycota; Agaricomycetes; Boletales; Suillaceae. The transcript has a single exon.